Molecule: messenger RNA, 150 nt
Organism: Paracoccidioides lutzii Pb01
Exons: 2
Coding region: 1-150 (49 amino acids)
Source: RefSeq, a predicted model, not a curated record
AUGGCCUAUUUCUCACUUGGGAGGAAUACGGGAUAUAGUCGAUUAAAAAGUGCGCCCAUUUUGGGUCUGACUCCCAAAAUUCCUAAUGUGGAUAUCGUUCUAGCGUCCCAUGCAAAUGGUGCACUCGGAAAUUCCCAUCCCCCUACCUAA